ACUUUGUCCAAUUUGUAGGCUUUUACCGGCUAUAAGUUAAUUCAGUCUUGUUUAUAUUUUUAAAACGUUCGGUUGUGUUUUUUGUCUGUUGAAAGCCAGACAAACCAGCGUAAGAUUUUCAGUAUAUUUUGCAAUCUAUUGAAGUGUUCAAAGUUUUCAGAGCCAUUUUUUCAAUUUAUAACCCAUUAUGGAUCGGGCGUCUAUUUACUUCAUGGACGAAAGUCAACAAAAUACUUACGAUUUUGAUGAAGAAUUACCACCGCUUCCCCUGCCAGAUUUACACGAUACUAUGCAAAGAUAUUACGAAAGUGUUAAACCUUUUGGAACUGCAGAAGAGUUGGCUGUUACACGUAAAGCUAUAGAGGAUUUUGAAAAUGGUAUUGGGUCUGAAUUACAUGGUAAACUAAAAGAACGGGCAGGCAAAUUAAAAAAUUGGCUAGGUGAAUGGUGGGAUGCCUAUGCUUAUCACAUGCUAAGAUUACCACUAAAUCCCUAUAUUGUAAUGGCUAUGCCCGUCAAAUUGGAAGUUAUUGGUCUUACUGAAACUCCAGAAAUGGCCUUAAAGAAUUUAGCACGUUUUGCUUAUCACACUAUUGAAUUUUGGGAUUUACUGCAUAAGGCCACGAUUAAACCGUUAUCUUCAAAUGGUGGUAAAAUUAAGUAUUCCUCUGCUUUGUAUAAACGUUUCUAUUCCACCAGCCGUAUUCCAGGUUUAGUUGAUCACAUAGAAUCGCAUUUCAAGACUGUUAAGAUGGUAAAACAACCCUCCCACUGCUUGGUUUCGGGUAAAGGUCGUAUUUUCAUGUUUGAUUGCUUACAUCCCAGCGAUGGUACCUUAAUUACUCCUCUAGAAAUUUUAGUGGUACUUCAAAGAAUACGCAGUAUUUUAGAUAACGAACCAAUGGGUGAUUGUGUACCAGUUUUAACACAUGAUGAUCGUACUAGUUGGGCAGAGAAUCGCACACGUUUAUUAGAGCUGUCGCCCAAUAAUAAAGACACUUUGAAAUUGAUAGAAAGUUCUUGUGUAGUUUUAGUGCUCGAUGAAAAUGAGCCGCGGGACUAUGCCGAAAUUUCACAAGCAGCCGUAUAUGGUGAUUAUCAUUCAAAGUGGGGUGAUCGUAGCAGUACCUUAAUCAGUUACAAAAAUGGAAAAUUCGCUUGUGUGGGAGAGCAUUCCUGUUAUGAUGGCACUGUUAGUGUUAGCUACAUUUUGUUUAUACAACUAAGUUUAAUUGAAGAACCUGAACCCAAUUGGGAUGAAUGCAAUUUGAUGCCUUUGGUACCAAUAAGAGAAAUAAAAUGUAUUAAUGACAAAUUGAGAUCGGAAAUAGAACGCGUUAAACAGGCUUGUGAUGAAAGAGGUCAUGAUGUUUUAAUCACUCAUGAAUUAUUUGAAGAUUAUGGUAAAGAAUAUAUUAAGACAUGUAAAUUACAUCCAGAUUCUUUUGUACAAGUCAUUAUGCAAUUAGCAUACACAGAAAUGCACGAAGAGAUUGCUUCCACUUAUGAAACUGCUUUGAUGCGUCAUUAUUACAAUGGACGCACAGAAACCCUUAGAUCUUGCACUAAUGAAGUACAAUUUAUACAAAUUGCACGUAAUACAAAUUCGUCAAAAGCAGAAAUUGUUAAUGCUUUUCGCAAAGCCGUCAAUCAUCAUAACCAUAUGAUGAAUGAAGCCCGCAAAGGGCAUGGAAUUGACCGUCAUUUGUUCGGUUUAUGGUGUACAGCUUACGAAAAUAAAAUUGAUAUACCAGAUUUCUAUUCAGAUCCACUAUAUUUGAAAUCAGGGGGUGGUGGUAAUUUUGUCUUAUCUACCAGUACUUUGGGUUAUUCAGUAAAUGUGGGCUUCGUUGCACCUAUGGUGUUGGAUGGAUAUGGCGUCUUUUAUACCAUAACAGGAGAACACAUUUUUAUACAAACUUCUGCUUUUCGUGAUAGUCAGAAAACUAGUGCCCACAAAUUUAAUCAACACUUUAUAAAUGCAUUCCGUAAAAUGAAGUCAUUACUAGAAGAAGUGUCACAGUCAAAACUAUAAUCCAGUGUGUAAAGUUAACCAUAUUAAUAUACAUAUGUAGUUGUAAGUAGUUUAAGUUAUAUGUAUAAUUGGUGCCGUGCAAUAAUUACAAAUCUGAGUGUAUAAUAUUUUAAUAUUUUUUGAAUUUUGAAAAUACCAAUAAUUGUCUACUUUUAUAAUUUAAGAUAAAUUUUAAUAUAUUCAUAGGCAUAUCCAGUUUAAUCGAGUGUGUAUUUUUUAUAUUAUCUGUAUUUAUCUACAUGAAAUAGCAUUUAAAUAAAUUUGUAUAAAAAUAUUAUGUUAUAA
Lucilia sericata (common green bottle fly) is the source of this 2320-nucleotide messenger RNA. RefSeq names its product peroxisomal carnitine O-octanoyltransferase-like. Gene Ontology annotation, molecular function: carnitine O-octanoyltransferase activity. The record is from RefSeq and is a predicted model, not a curated record. NCBI's taxonomy places the organism in Eukaryota, Metazoa, Arthropoda, Insecta, Diptera, Calliphoridae. Gene Ontology annotation, cellular component: peroxisome.